ACUUAGCAGUCUCCGCGCUGAUCCCUCGAAGCGCCGCCGGGCAGUUAACAGGCAGAAAAGAGCCGCCGCCGGGUUCCCCUUCCUCCCUCCCAGUUAGAGGGCGCCGCCGGGAAAAAAAGGCCGCUUGGGCGAGCCUUGCCCGCUCUUCCUUCAUGUCGUCGCCGCCGCCGCAACCGGCGGUCUUCUUCGAGCGGGAGCUGCCCCGGCGGGACGGCUCCGGGAUCCUCCGGCUGACGCAGCGUUCGGCCGGCGGGACAGGCUCGGUGGUGUGGGAUGCCGCACUGGUGCUGGCCCGCUUCCUGGAAAAGAGCGCGGCGCAAACAGGGCAAGACACAGAGCGGCGCGGCGGGAGUCCGGUGGCUUUUCUCCGCCACAAGGCCGUGCUCGAAUUGGGCGCUGGCACCGGCCUCGUGGGCCUCGUGGCCGCUAGCCUCGGAGCAAAUGUUACUGUUACUGAUUUGGAGGAAAUUCAGGAUUUAUUAAAAGUGAACAUUGAGAAUAAUCAACAUCUUGUAUCAGGUUCCAUUCAAGCCAAGGUACUGAAAUGGGGGGAGGAUGUAACAGACUUUCUUCCUGCACCUGAUUUCAUAUUGAUGGCAGACUGCAUCUACUAUGACGAGUCACUAGAACCAUUGGUUAAAACUCUGAGGGACUUGGCUGGCUUGGAUACUUUCAUCCUUUGCUGUUAUGAAGAAAGGACUGUGGGACAAAACCCAGAAGUAGAGAAAAGAUACUUUGAGCUUCUUCAGAGGGACUUUGAAUUGCAAAAGGUUCCCUUGGAUGAACAUGAUGAAGAAUAUCGGAGUGAAGACAUUCAUAUCUUUAUCAUGCAGAAGAAAAAAAUGACAAUCAAAUGAUAAUCCCCCAAAAUGAUAAUCCCCCAGCGAGGCACUACCAUAACGUGGUUGUGGGGCUUGCGUACUCCAAGGAAGCUGAGAAAUACACACCAGAGGCUCAAUCAUACUGGACAGGUCUCAUCAGAGAAGUCAGAUGAAGAGUGACUCUCCCCUUAAAUAAUAUGGAGAGACACAAUUUACAAAAACCUAUACAGGAUCAGUCAUCACCCAGUCAACAAGGACUGUACUAAGGUCUGGAGUUCCUGGAAAUUGCUGACAAAUCGGCUAAAGGUGCAGGCCCAUUGGCUGAGUAACCAGGGCCAGCAGCUGCAGAUCUACUGGAAAAAAAGUUAUCUACCUGUCUCAAGUGUACAAAGACUGAAAAGAAAUAAUCAUUUGAUAUUCCAAAUCAAGGAUACCUGCAAAGAAUACACCAGGUCUGGAAAGAACAAUAUCCAAAAUCAGAAACAACAGAAAAACUCUAGCAGAUCAACCUAGAUUUAUAAUAUGAAAUAAAUUCACAGUAUUUACAGAAGCAGAAUUGAAAGACUUGCAGAGGACUACCCAGGUCAAAGAAAUCAAAGUCUUGCCAGAAGUACUCGUAAUAUUUUCACUUAGCACUAUGUCUUUUUCAACUUUUUCUCGAGCAAUUAAUCCAAAGGACACCAUGUUGGAGAACUCUGAUCUAAAAUGCAUUGACUCUCACCUGGUGACCUUCCACUGUUAGGGAGCUGAUCCAGAGAAACCUGUUCCCAGGAAUUCAGGACUGAUGCCACAACAGACAAGAGAGCUUUUCCAAGUUUGACUGCUGUCCUGUUGGACACAAGGAUUUUAAACCAGUUUGAGUAUAUUCUGGCAGCUCUAUGUUCCUUUAAAAAUCAAAGGAUAUAUGUGAUGGGUUGACAAUCCUGUUGGUAGAUUUAUAGUUCCCACCACCCCUUCUUCUGCUGUCUGUAAUUAGAUUAUUGUAGCACCUUAAAUAAUUAAUAUCUUGUGAACUGGACAGUCCUUUUACUAUAAAAUCUUUUAGGCUUCAAGGAGCUACAAGAAUUAUUAUUGUUUUUCUUGCACAGAAUUAACCAUCUGGAAAUAAGUUAAGCCUGCUGGGUUAAGGAUGUGAUUUUUCAAAUGUCUGCCACACUUGAGUGCCAAAAGCCUCUCCGUUCUCAUAUUCUUGGUGAGACAUAUGAGAAAUUUGGUUCAAUAAUCUUAACAGAAGGCAAUUUUUCAAUACUGUGGGUAAAUCAUACAGGUAGUCCUCGACUUAUAACCACAAUUGACCCCAAAAUUUCCAUGGCUAAGCAAGGCACUUGUUAAGUGAGUCUUGCCCCAUUUUAUGAUCUUUUCUAACAGUUGUUAAGUGAAUCAUGCGGGAUAUUAAGCAAAUCUGGCUUCCCCCAUUGACCUUGCUUGUCAGAGGUCAGCUGAGAAGGUUACAAGCAAUUCCCACAUGACUCCAGGAUAGUGCAGCUGUCACAAAAGCAUACCAUUUGCCAAGCGCCCGAAUUUUGAUCACGUGACCGUGGGGAUGCUGCGAUGAUCAUAAGUGUGAAAAACAGUCAUAAGUCAUUUCAGUGCCAUUGUAACUUUGAACAGCCACUAACAAAUGGUCGGCAGUUGAAGACUACCUGUAGUUCAAUGGUUUUCAAGUAAUGCUUGCAGGAUUUCUGAAGUUAUUUGGGAAAUUUAUCAGAUUCUGUGUCACGCAGCAGCGAAUUACAAUAUCUUCAAAGGUAGAAUGGCUUCUCCUUACUCCCCAAAUCCUGGCUCUCCUUGUAGCAUGUAGCAACAGAAGCCAUCCCUUUGGGAGCAAGGCAUGCUGGUCAAACUCUGGAACAUAAUAAGUUCCGGCAGGGUGCAAUUGUCAGCAGGCAGUUGGGUGGGCAAAAGCCUGCCAAACUGGCAAAAGGUUUGCAAUUUGCUGCCAUAGAUGAAUUACUGCAAUGGCUCUUUACUAGCUUUUGGCCAUCAACACUUGGUAGCAAAGAAAACAUCAAGGGUUUACUGAAUGGAAAAUGUUAGAUACUGCAGAACUGGAUACAUAGAAGUGGCACAUCAGUCUUUCCAUGCUGUGUCCUCCCAAGCUUGCUGGUCUCUGUUUAAUUGGGAAAACUGAGCAACAUGUUAUAUUAAGUGCUACCAGUUAAGUCCACCUCUGAAAUUAUGCAUGAGCUCUUUGUUUACUCAAGCUUUGUUCUCAGCAUAAUUCCAGUGAUGGAAACAUGCAUCAUGCUAAGCCGUAAUAUGAAAUGCUGGAUUUUGGCUCAACAGGAUAUAUGUAAGCAGUUAUUCUGGUUUCUAAACCAUGGUGUAUGACUUAGUGUUUUCUGUGAACAAACUACCAAGCUUAUUUUCCAAGCCAUUAUGAAACCCAGUUUUAUAAUGUAACUUUGGGUAUGUUUCUGUUGUAAAGUAAAAAAAGCAUGUGGUUGCAAUAGUCCAUUUACCACAUUUUCAAACCUCUUAUUUUUCCUUACAAGUGCUUGUCUCUUAAACCCCUUUCCCCAUCUCUUGCUCCUUGGAUCAUGUGACCCCAGACAAAGUUACAUGUUGUGGUUCAAAAAGAAAGACUAAUCAAAUUUGCUGCACCAGCCCGGGUCUCUUAGAGAGGGAGACUGGAAUUCUUUUGAACAGGUAGGGUCAGUGUGACAUAGUGAUUAAGGUGCUAGACCGGUGUUUUUCAAACUUGGUAACCUUAAGAUGACUUUAUUUCAACUUCCAGAAUCCUCAGCAUAGUGGCUGAGGAAUUUUGAGAGUUGGUCCAGAGACCUUAAAGUUGGCAAGGUUGAGAAACACUGUGCUAGAGUGAGAUCAGGGAGACUAAGAGUUGAAUCCUCCCUUAACCAUGGAGAAUAACUUUGGAUAUAUUGCUAUUUUCAGUCACAAUCUGCCUCGCAGGAUACUUUUGGAGAUAAAUGAGAGACUCAGAUAUGCCACUAAGUUCCUGGAAGGAAGCCAGGUUAAUAAUAGUAACUAGCCACAUCUGGAUAAGGAAACAGUAAAUGGCUGAACUUCUUCCAUUAUUUGUACACAAACUCUUUUUGCCAACUUGAAAUGCUUUGCAACAACAAAGUCAUUUAGAUUCAGUGGUUAAAAAAAAGAAAAGAAAGGAAGGUAACUUUGCUAUUAAAAGUGAUUCUAAGGUACAUCUUGAAUGAAAGAAGCUUCCUUUUCUCCAACCCACCCCCAGUUUCCUUCCUGAUCCCAUGAGAUAGUGCUGUCUGCCUUGUCUGUCUGAAUUUGUAUGCUAAGAGAAUGGUGUAACGAUCCUUUCCAUUGUUCUAGGUUUGUUAACAAGGCAUAUACAAGAUGGAGUAAUGGCAAGGCCUAAUCACAGUAAAAUGAGAGGAGAUACGUUUUGACAGAUCAUUAGAUCAAUGUUAAAAUUCACUCCGAUUUUUUGCAAAGAUUUUGCAUGGAUACAGUUGAAUUAUUUAUCAGUUAUUACAUGAUAUCAGCUGACAGGUUUAGUACUAUUCCAAAACAAGGCUAAAAUUUUCAAAACUGUUGGCAGGGGCAUGGAGAGCUGCAACACAAAGCAGCAUAAAAUUGUCUUCUAUAUGUUAUUUGGUAACUAGCUAUCAUCACAGCUGGCCAGCUGCAAUUCUCAGGCUGAGUCUGAUAUCCAAGUGAGAAAUUGGCAUAAGGAUCUGGCAGGUAUAAAGAGGCAGUCUGAUUUGAAAGAAAUGGACUGUCUGGUUUGGUACAACAACCAAACAGGACAGGUACAGGCUCCAAUGGAUAGUUAAAACUGCAGAAACAAUUGCAACCAGCCUGCCUUCCAUAGAAGACCUGUAUAUUCAGCCAUCACUCUGCUGAACACCUAAUUCUUGCAAUACAGUCUUACAUUUAAGUACAUUUACCCAUGUUGUUUGGCUGUAGUAUUAUCCUUUUUAUGUUCUUUAUUACCCCUUCUUACUGAUAUUAUUGUUAUUAUUAUCAUGCUUAUUCUACUCUGUUGUUUGCAUGUACACUGGGAAUUUCUGUACCAGAGACAAAUUCCUUGUUUGUCUAAUAACAUUUGGCCAAAUAAAGCUACCCUAUCCUAUCAUAUUCUGCUCUUGCUACUCAGAAUACCUUUGGAAGGGUUGGAGCAGAAAGAUGCCUGUACCAGCCUAAAAUGGGUUCAGCUAAUAAACUAAUCUCACUCAUAAAAGUCCCCUGACUGUGGCAUCAACAGAAAGUUCAUGAAGCAUGUCACGCUGUAUCCACACUAAAACCUGUGUUGGAAUCAGCAGCAUCUAGAGCUAACUUCAGUAAUACCAAAAUGAUAUAUGCACAGUGACAUCAUUACACAAAUAUACCUACACUUAACAUAAUUUUCAACAUUUAUAUAAUUAUAUAGUCAUUUGUUCCUCUUGCCCCAGUCCUUUGCAUGACCAUGAUUGGAAUAAGAAGGAAAAACAUUCCUUCAGACUCACUCAAAAAGUCAAUCAUGCUGGGAGUGAACAGAAAAAGAAGGGAUCACCCUAGUACCCAUUGGCUGAACACUAUACACUAGGAUGACCAUGGCAGAUCUGAAGGAGGCGAUGUGAGACGGGCAUGGAGAGUGCUGGUCCAUAGAGUGGUUGAGGAUCAGACAUGACUGAAUGGUUAACAACGAUGAUAAUUCCUUCAGUAAUGGUACACCUAAGGACCAUCUAGGAUGGGAUUAGAUGAAGGCAACAAUAUGACAAGGUAGAAAUUUGGGCAGAUUUGUGCUGCAGUGAAGAUGCAAAUGAGAAAGAGCUUCUACCCACAUUUAUCUAGUUAAAUUGGCAAAACAGCCCAAGAUACAGCAUUCCUAUGGACAUGAACAUUAAUGUGGUGGAAAGCUAAUGCUGGAUGCAUCUAAUGUGAAUUCAGGACUCUACAUAACUGUGAAGUUCAUUACAAGGCAAAUUUGUAACCCAAAGAUUUGAAUAUUUCCAUUUAUCUUUUCACACAACUGAACUUCUUAAGGUUAAAUAAGUGGAAUUCUACCAAAAACACUAUUUUCAUACAAGGACCUCCACCCUCUGUGGCCCUAUAUUUGGGCAUUAAAGGUGACCUGGAAAAUCAGGCCUGCUUGUUAGCUAUGUAUGACCUCUGCCCCUGUCACCAUGAGCUUGAUGUGGAAAGACUUCUGAGAAUCCCAUGAAUUCACUAGACAAAUAGUAUUGACAAACUAUACAUCCACGUUGUAUGCAGUUUCCUGGCAUGUUAUUGAAGAGGUUUGUUAUUAACUUCAUCUUGGAUGUUUUGUCCAAUCUAGUCAACAAUUCCCAAGUGAUCUUUCUCCAAAUUUUACCCAGGGACAAUUCUGCUUAGUUUCCAAAAUUAGCAAAAUACUCUACCACUUACACUGGAGGGAUCAUGCACAAUCUAACUGCUAAAACAAUAUCUUGGCCAAAGCAUGUAUACUUUGUUGAACAGAAGGAUAGGGAGGGGAGGAAGAGGAGGAGGAGAAGUGGGAUAGAAUGGGGACGAGACGACUCUUGAUUGCUAUAGUCUACAUUCUCCCAAAUGCAGCUUUCUUUUUCAGUAUCAGCUAUCAGUGAUGGCAAUACUACCAACAGCAGGUAUUCACUGUGUCUGACGCCUCUGGUUGAUGUCUGGCUGACAGGAUGCUGAGAUAGCUGGAUCGUUGGCCUGGACCUACCAAGGCUGAGUCCAGUGCUCUUUUCCUAUUUUGUUGCCUUUUUUUAUGGUACAGUAUUCUAUUCUGUCUGAGCUGGAAUUUGCUGUCAGUGCAAUAUUGUUACAGUUCCCUGUCAAAGACGGUUGCAUUAGGUCACCUGAGUAUUGAUAAAGACAAACAAGGGCAAGUGGGUGGGGCAGAUGAAAAAACUUGCUUUGAUUCAACAAGCUGUAUGUAACCUCUCUGAAUUUGCCCAGAGAUGAAAAGGAGCCCCUGAAUUAAGUGGGAUAUGGCCUUCUAAGAAAAGUUUAGGGAACACAGCAGGAUGUUUGGUAAUGGCCAGACGUGGAAAAGCUACUAGUUGAAUAUUAACUGCAUACAACAGUUUUACUCAUCUUGUACCAUUGCACCAUAAAAUUAAAAGCGUAACAGCAACUUUCUAAGUUAGGUUUGCAAUUGCAUUCCACUUUAAAAUCUAACCGCUAAAAAACUGAUCAGAUAUUUGCUUUUUUUGCUCUGCUUGAUGUAAUAGUAACAGCUAAUAGUAGGGGUAUAUAAACACCCAUUAAAAUAAUAGAGCUGGCAUCCUCUGGGGAAUUGGUAGUGCUACUCCUACAGUCUGGAAUUUUCCUUUAUUAAGUAAGAAUAGAGCCCACCCCAUCUGUGCCUGCAAAAGAGACAUGCUCCGGGCCCUACCAGCCAGGAUAGUCCGGCUGGCAGGGACCAGGAGAAGAACUUUUUCUGCCAUUGUGCCUGCCCUUUGAAACAUCCUGCCCCCAAGACUGAGGUUGGCUCUCACCCUUCUUACCUUCCGUAAGAACUUAAAGACUUGGCUCUGCCAGUUGGCUUGGGGCUCCAACGGAGAGAUUUUAUAUUGGCAUUGCUGAUAGAUUAACAACAGAUACCCCCCCCCUUCUCCUCAUAAUUCCUCCCCUCAUCUUUUUAGCAAGGUUGAUUUUUAUAUACUUAUAUUUUUAUUUAUUUAUUUAUUUCAUAUAUUUAUUUAUAUAUUAUAGUUUUAUCUUUUAAUAUUGUAUGCCACCCGGAGUUGCUGUGUGGCAAGAUGGACAGCUAAUAAAUCUUACAAAUUAACAAAUAAAUAAGAAGGCUGCAGGAUUGAUAGAAAGGUGUAGUAGUGCAAUGGCAAAAUAAAUGAACCAUGUUUAUGUGUGAAAACAUCCAGGUUCGAUCCCUGGCAUUCCUUAGCCAAAACCUUGGAGAGUCAUUGGAAAUCAGGAUAAGUGGUAUGAACUGUAUGGAAAAAAGUUUUCCUUAAAUCUGGUUCUCCUUUGCCAUUAUCAGUUUGUGUUUUUAAUAUGUCCUUAACUUAUUUACAACAAUUAUUAGUCUCUGCAAAGCCUUUCAUUGUUUCUGCAGAGAAAUGUCUGUGUAAUAGUAGAGAAUUUAAGUCUUAACUUGAAUCAUUUUGGGUGUGUGCCUUUUGGCAACUAUCUGGACAAGCCCACAUAGUUUUUGUGACUAUAAUUUCAGAAGAGGUUUCCAUUACUGCCUUCUUAGGGAUAAGAGUGAUGACUGGCCAAAGGUAACCAACUGGUUUCAUAUCUAAGGCAGGAGUAAAACUCACAGUUUUUCAGUUGUUACUGGUGCCUUUUAUCACAAUAUUAAUUUCACUUGAAUCGAGAAGUAAUAUAAGACUAUCUUUUGACUCUUUAUUCUUGUGUGAAAAGUGACAAAUUGGAGAUCUAGUAAGUUAGGAAAGGAAAUCUCCUUGCAAGAUAUACUUUUGACAACAAAUGUUCUGGAGGGAAUAAUUUCUUCCAAGCUAAGAAACAAAACUUAUGCAAGCCCAUGCUUUCUAUGUCAAGAAACGUAUCUUCAGUGGAAUGCAAGAGUGAGUUUUGAAAACUUCAUACACACACACACACACACACACACACACAACUUAAGAACAUAUGAGUACUACAUUUAAGAACAUAUGAGUAGGGCCAGAGAUUAUACUGUUCUUGAACAUGAGAAAUUUAAAACUAUCAGGAAAGGGCUUGGUCUGACAGACUUCCAUUUCCCAAAUUGAGCUCAUCUGCCCUCAAAGUCAAUGAACUGAAUAGCCUUACAUUCUGAAGAGGCCCCAUGACAUUCUGCAUAUCUAUUCAAUUUUAACUCUGAGACCCUGAAUUCUGGGGUAAUACCGGUAGUAGAGAGAGUGAGUAACUGGCUCAUCUUUACCAGAAUCAGAAUUCAUGAAAUGACUGCUGAGCUGUUUCUGCUGCUGGCAGCAGUUUAACAUUUUGUUCUGCUUUGUAAGUUUAAAUUGGCUGGUUGAUGGAUGCCUUAAUGUACUGUUAACCUGCCCAGGGCCUUCAGGAUUGAACAGGCUAUGAAUUUAAAGAUUAAUUAUAGACAUUAGAAGACCAACAUAUUUGUUGGAAAGCCAGCCAUUAUCAACCACUGCAGAAUGCUUUCACUGAGGAUAGCAGCUGUAAUCCUCCUGGCAAAUUUGUUUUCAUGCCACGAUGGGUAAGGAAAUUAGUAGUACUUUUGAAACCUCAGUGAUUAUAGUGGAUUUAUAAAAGGGUUUAAUAGAACCAUGUUGCAACAUGAAAAAUAUCUGUACUGUGCUACAGCCAGCUAAUGAGGAAGAACCCAGUUGUUUUCUUGCAACAUUUACAUGCCCAUCUCUUCAGCCUGAAAAUUCCGAGAAUUUGAUAACAGCAGAAAUGGCGCACUGCAUCAGACCAAAGGCCUCUCUAGUGCACCACUCUAUAUCCGCAAUGGUAAACCAGAGGAUUCUGGGAACCCUACAGUACUAUAAACAAAAACAGGACUGCAUCAUGCAUGGAUCCUAAUACUGGAAAAUUAUGCUGGGUAAUUUCAGUUUAGUUUGCACCAAUACAAUGCCUGUCUCCAAAUCAGAGUAAUCACAUACACCCCGUUCUGGUUAGCUAGCAAAAUUAUAGAUUGAUGUUUAUUUAUUAAUCAUCAGCAAACAUCAAAAACAGUUAACUACCAAAACAGUAACAAUUCUGAAGAUGAGGAUUAUAUCUCCAACACUAAGUAGCUGAACUUGAAAGUAGUUUAUAGUCAUCAAGGUGGGUGGACUUAUCUUUCACAAAAUGGCUCAACCUGCUUUUAAAGUCAUCCAAUUGGUGCCCAUAACUAUAUGCCCAAGUAGAUUACCAUCUGGACAAAACAUAACAAGGCACAUUUCCUGAUAAUAAUGCUAGUAGAAUAGUGUACGAAUCCAUCCAAACAUUGUUUGCAAUUUUGAUAGUAUUUUCAAAACUGACGAGUGCACAAAGAUGAUUGUGUGAAAAAAGCUUUUAUAUCAGCCCUUCAGGGUAGAUCCAGAACCAAGGACAUGAAGUAUGUCUAUGAGUUUUCUUUAUUACAGCAUGGUAGAAUAACAAACAAUGCCUGCCCAAGUUUCUCUUUGUCCCAUUUCAUAUUAAAAAAAAUUAUUCUGGGUUUCUUUCUGAUCUUCCUUUUUCUCAAGACUAAGUAAUCUUUCUCAAAGAUUUAGCAGCUCGCUCAUUUCUUCUCUGUCCCUGAGAUCAGCUCUACAUUCCCUCCCAUUAUGCAAUUCAUACUUUUUGCCACACAUUUCAGUUCUUUUGAUUAUGUACCAUCAAACCAGUGUUGACUCUUAGCAACCACCUAGGUAGACAUUGUACAGUUUUAUAAUUAAAUGCACACUUUCACUUCCCUAUAUGUAUUGAUAACAUUUUAACUGUGAUUAAGCAGUUAGAAAAUGUUAUAUUAACAAAUAUAAUGCUUUCUAUGGUGGCCAAGGACCAUAGGAGAAAACAUUUGGUGUAGGGAUUAGGGUUCUGGCCUACAGACUAGGAGACUAUGACUUCUAGACUUGCCUUAGGCAUGAAAGCUGAGUGAAUUUGGGCCAGUUACUCUCAACCCAAUCCAGUUCUCAGUUCAUUAUGGAGAAAACAGGAGGUAGGAAUAUUAGGUAUGUUCAUGCCUUGAGUAUGUGUGUCUGCGUGUAUGUGUAGGAGCGUAAAUGUAUUUUUCUCCUCUUUCAUUUAAUCAUGUCUGAUUCUGACAGACUGCCUUUUUUCCAGAAGUGGUUUGCCAUUGCCUCCUUUCUAGGCUGAGAGAGAGGAAUUGGCCCAGGGUCACGCAGCUGACUUCAUGGGACUAGAAGCUCCUGGUUUGUAGCCUGGUGCCUUAACCACUAUACCAAACUGGUGGCGUGUGUGUGUGAGUAUUUACACUGGAGAAGUGCAGCUGGAUGAUAAUCAAGUGAGGGAAAGCAGUUAGGAUUGAUGGUAUGGAACUCCCUGUGAGUCACAGAGCAGACAUACUGACCACUUAUAAAUACCUUGAUACCCCAAAGUCAUAUGGGAACCACAACAAGGACACAAGGUAAAUAGCAAUAUCCAAGUAUCAUCAAAAAAACAAGACAAGUCCUGAAGAGGUAACUCAAUGGGAAGAACAAAAACCAUGCCAUCAACAUAUAUGCCUGCCAGUUAUCAGCUAUCCUGAUGAUAUAGUGAGCUGGCCAAAGAAAGACCAUCUGCCAAUGUGAAGACACAGAAGCUCCUUACAAAGUACGGAGAUUUCCAUCCCAAGUCUAAAACUCAGAGACUGUCCAUCAGCUCUAAAGAGGGAGGGCAGGGUCUGGUGACUGUCAAAGCCACUGUCAUGAAUAAAAACCAGAGCAUCCAGGAAAACAUCAGUAGGAUGGUACCUAAGCUCUUGAGAGAAUACCUAGAGCAGCAGUAGACAUGGGAAAAAGAUCAAGCAAAGUAAGUGCCUUUACAAGACCCUGCAUAGGAUGUAUCAUUGACAGAUAGCUGAGAUAGUAGACAUUGGGAAACUAGGUAUCACCAUCAGAUAGAUUCAUAACUGGCUGACCAACCACACUCAGUAUGUAGUCCUCAGUGGAACUGCAUCUACAUGGAGGGAAGUAUGCCAUUGGGUACCCCAAGGCUCUCUACUCGUCGACAUCUUCAGCAAUUAUUUGGGUGAGGGAAUAAAUGGGGAAUUCAUUAAAUUUACAGACAAUACCAAGCUGGCAAGAAUAGCCAAUACUCCAGAAGAUAGGCUUAAGAUACAGGAGGAUCUUGACAGACUUGAACACUGGUUGCUAUCUAACAAAAUGAAAUUCAAUAGUGAAAAAAGUAAGGUUCUACAUUUAGGCAAGAAAAAUCAAAUGCACAGGUACAGUAUAGGUGGUACCUUGCUCAAUAGUAGUAACUAUGAGAAGGAUCUUUGAGUUCUAGUGCACAAUCACUUAAAUAUGAGCCAGCAGUGUGUUGCAGUUACCAAAAAAGCCAACAAAGUUCUAGGCUGCAUUAAAAGAGGGAUAGA
Molecule: messenger RNA, 11718 nt
Organism: Crotalus tigris (Tiger rattlesnake)
Lineage: Eukaryota; Metazoa; Chordata; Lepidosauria; Squamata; Viperidae
Gene: VCPKMT
Product: valosin containing protein lysine methyltransferase
Exons: 6
Coding region: 153-857 (234 amino acids)
Biological process (GO): peptidyl-lysine methylation
Cellular component (GO): cytosol; cytoplasm
Molecular function (GO): protein-lysine N-methyltransferase activity
Source: RefSeq, a predicted model, not a curated record